Gracilinanus agilis (Agile Gracile Mouse Opossum) is the source of this 436-nucleotide messenger RNA. RefSeq names its product VWFA and cache domain-containing protein 1-like. The transcript has 3 exons. Gene Ontology annotation, molecular function: voltage-gated calcium channel activity. The record is from RefSeq and is a predicted model, not a curated record. The annotation marks the transcript as partial. NCBI's taxonomy places the organism in Eukaryota, Metazoa, Chordata, Mammalia, Didelphimorphia, Didelphidae. Gene Ontology annotation, cellular component: voltage-gated calcium channel complex.
AAAGCCCAACAGUCAUGCUCUCUGCAGGCAGUUUUUCUUCCCCCUAUGAACAUCUGAGCCAACCCGAGACUAAGCGCAUGGUAGAACACUACACCGCCUACCUGAGCGACAACACCCGCCUCAUUGCUAACCCCGGACUUAAAUUCUCUGUCAGAAAUGAAGUAAUGGCUACCAGUCACGUCACAGAUGAAUGGAUGACACAAAUGGAAAUGAGUAGCCUGAAUACUUACAUUGUCCGCCGUUACAUAGCAACACCCAAUGGAGUCCUCAGAAUUUAUCCUGGCUCCCUCAUGGACAAAGCAUUUGAUCCCACUAGGAGACAAUGGUAUCUGCAUGCCGUGGCUAACCCGGGGUUGAUCUCUUUGACCGGUCCUUACUUAGAUGUUGGAGGAGCUGGCUAUGUCGUUACAAUCAGUCACACGGUUCAUUCUUCCAG